UGCUAGUAUGUGAUUAGUUUUUAUUGUCAUCUGAUUCUCGAGCUUUAUUUUUUAUUUUUAUUAACAACAAUAAAUAUAUACUUCAAAAUGAUGAAUAUUGAUGAGAGUUUCAAUGAUGAGGCGACAGCAGAAACCCUUGUUGAAGAAGAAAAGGAAAAACCAAAAGAAAAGACUGUUAGCGCUAAAUUGAUGCUUACUGAAGAGCAGAAAGGGUUAGCAACGGAUUAUUUAAUCAAUGUAAGUAAUAACGCAAAACCAUCUAGAUUAGUAUCGUUUAAAAUGGACGAAAGAACAUUAUCGGGAACUGCUGAAUUUUCUGAAGAUGAAAAUGAAGUUUUGCUACCACCUUCUGUGAAAGAAGCUGAGGCAAAAUUUGCAUUUACGCCCAGACAGCAACGUGACUUGCUUGAGGCGUUCAAUCUGCUCGACUAUACUGGUGAGGGAAAAAUCAAGGCAGAAGACUUUCGUGUAGCCAUCAAAGCUUUAGGAUAUGAACCUACAAAAGAGGAGUUGCAGAAGAUGGUUAACGGCGUUGACAAAGGAAAUACAGGAAGGCUCAGUUUUGAGAACUUCCAAACGGCCAUUAUGAGAAAAAUUAUGUCGCUGGACAAUGAUGGCGAUAUAAUGAAAAGCUUUCGUCUAUAUGACAUGGAUGAUACUGGGUUAAUAAGUUUCAAUAAUCUUAAGAAGGUUACACGUAUACUUGAAAUUCCUCAAACAGAUGAAGAAAUCGAAGAAAUGAUAGAUGAUGCAGAUACGGACAUGAAUGGCUUUGUUUCAGUGGAGGAGUUCAUGAAGAUUAUUAAAAAUUGUGUCCAUAUAGUAACGCCCUGAAAAUUUUCUACCCAUUUCUACUUCAAAUUGGAUAAUUUAUUUUAAUGGCAACAA
Spodoptera littoralis (African cotton leafworm) is the source of this 888-nucleotide messenger RNA. NCBI's taxonomy places the organism in Eukaryota, Metazoa, Arthropoda, Insecta, Lepidoptera, Noctuidae. The record is from the annotation of a GenBank genome assembly.